Messenger RNA from Darwinula stevensoni, 864 nucleotides. NCBI's taxonomy places the organism in Eukaryota, Metazoa, Arthropoda, Ostracoda, Podocopida, Darwinulidae. The record is from the annotation of a GenBank genome assembly.
CCUCACUCUGACUGGACAGAAGUGGGCAGCACGCCGGUUCAUCGAAUGAAGGCAGUUUCUCGUCCUUGCUUCUGAGCGGAAAAACUCGUUUAUGCCACCGUCUUUUUGGGUCGGACUUCCUUCGGAAAUACUUAUUCCUAUUUCUCUUCAAAAUGUCAUAUUGCCGAAGUCAAGGGAAGGACAAGAUAAUCUUUGUUACCAAGGAUGACCAUGAAAAGCCUGCAAUGGUGGAGUUUGAACCCAGCCACGAUGAUGAAGAACCAAAAGGUUUGAUUCUUUCAAAUGGAGAGAUAAAUUGGAACUGCCCUUGCCUUGGAGGAAUGGCCACAGGACCUUGUGGAGUUGAGUUUAGAGAGGCCUUUUCUUGCUUCCAUUACAGCAAAGAAGAGCCAAAAGGUAGCGACUGCUUUGAAGCCUUCAGCACUAUGCAGGACUGCAUGUCCAAGUAUCCCACAGUGUACAAGAAGUUUGACAAUGAUGAUGAUGAUGAAGACACUGAGGAAAUUGGAUCAAUGGUUGAAGCUGCCACCUCAAAGGAGGACAACACUCCUCCCAGCCCAAUGAAAGCAGAGACCUCAAGUGCAUCAUCUUCCACAAAGAAGGAAAAGACAUGAGUGCCUCUGUAGUUAGUUACAAAUAUGACUGAUGUAGGCAUACUUGACUGCUAGUGUUGUGUCCCAGCCAAGUGUAAUCUCAAAUGUCGGCUCUUCACAAGCUCUUGCUCAGUAUUUUUCACAUCCUUGUGUUCUUCAUCAGCCUCUCUUGGUCACACUGAUGUGGUUGGUGCUACCCUUCAGAUCAACAUCAGAGCAAUAUUCUUUUCAUUAUUUCCAACAUACAGUCACUGGCAGAGUAAAUGAAAGC